GCGCGCCAAAUUGCGUGUUGAACAGGACGAAGUAGAGACAAUGGGCAGCAUUAACAAGAUCCUCCUGGAAAACAUACUACCAGCCCAUGUCGCGGAACAUUACUUGAUCAACAGCAAAAUAUCAGAUGAACUCUACCACGAAUGCUACCGUAGUGUGGCUGUGAUGUUCGCUUCCAUUCCUAAUUACAAAGAAUUCUACGAUGAGACAGACAUCAAUAAACAAGGCCUUGAAUGUCUACGGCUUCUAAACGAGAUCAUAUGUGAUUUUGACAAACUUUUAUCAAAGCCUAAGUUCAGCUGCGUGGAGAAGAUAAAGACCAUUGGAAGCACCUAUAUGGCAGCAGCGGGUCUCCAACCAGGAAAGGAAGAAAAUGACAGCGAGGGGGACCGAACUCGAGCGCAGCACAACCUGGUGUCGCUGCUGGAAUUUGCUAUAGCACUUAUGUCACUGUUAGAUCAAAUCAACAGGGAGUCUUUUCAACGCUUUAGACUGCGUGUCGGUAUUAACCACGGUCCUGUCAUAGCUGGUGUUGUUGGGGCACAAAAACCACAAUACGAUAUCUGGAGUAACACAGUUAACGUGGCCAGUAGAAUGGACAGCUGCGGCAUAACUGGCCGGAUACAGGUUACCGAAGAAACGGCUCGAAUUCUCAUGGAUUGUGGCUACGAAUGCGAGUGUCGAGGUCUAGUCAAGGUGAAAGGAAAAGGAAACCUCACCACGUACCUCGUGAAAACUCAGUUUGAUAAGUUUGACGAAGACGUUCCCUCGCGGCUCUGAUGAGUUAUAAAAAUAAAACCGAAUUUCACUGUGGGAAAGGAAGUAGAUCAAAGGAUAAGUUCACUAAAAAAGAAAUUUCAACAGCUUACUAGAAAAUUAAACCCAUUUUGGGGGAUCUACAGAUUCACUUGACAAGGCAGAGCGAAAAAAGAACUAACAUAAAAAUGUAAGGCAGACUGAUUUCUCUUUUGACAGUUCCGAUGGUAAGAAUAUGGAGCAUUGUGUAAAAACUUAGUAAAGAAGCUUUCAAACUGUACAGCAGAAGGUCUGAGACUGAAAAUCAUUAUUUCGACUGACAACAAGUGGUAAGAAGAGAAAAGAACAGGAUUGUAAUAUAAUUCUGUCAACACAAACUACACGUGAUCACAUUAUGAGCUCUAGGUUACCAUCGUCUCACCAGAGGGUUCAAACGCUUCGCUUUAGGUAUUUUCAAGGUGGCAGAUGUUGCGAAAAUUCUCGGAAAUUAACUUCAACUUUGACUUGAUAGAGCGUAAGUCUUAAAAAGAAAUACAGUUUUUUUUCAAAUCAAGACAGUUAUAUAAAUAUUAAAAAAUAUAUUUAUUCUCUAACGCGUUUUCGAGGACAGCUAUUAAAUCGAAAUUGAAAUAAACUAUCGCGUCUGGUUAAAUUAAAUAAUAAAUUUGAAGCUUUGCUGUCUGCAAUAGCCCCAGUCAUCUUAUGGUAUAGGCUUUUCGGUACUUGUACGUUGCAAGAAAGGCUCACGCUUGAUGUCU
Limulus polyphemus (Atlantic horseshoe crab) is the source of this 1512-nucleotide messenger RNA. RefSeq names its product adenylate cyclase type 2-like. The coding region runs from base 41 to 778 and encodes 245 amino acids. Gene Ontology annotation, molecular function: adenylate cyclase activity. Gene Ontology annotation, biological process: adenylate cyclase-activating G protein-coupled receptor signaling pathway; intracellular signal transduction; cAMP biosynthetic process. Lineage: Eukaryota; Metazoa; Arthropoda; Merostomata; Xiphosura; Limulidae. The transcript is spliced from 7 exons. The record is from RefSeq and is a predicted model, not a curated record.